Molecule: messenger RNA, 1164 nt
Organism: Microthlaspi erraticum
Lineage: Eukaryota; Viridiplantae; Streptophyta; Magnoliopsida; Brassicales; Brassicaceae
Source: the annotation of a GenBank genome assembly
AUGGCUUCACUUCUUGUCCUAGUCUUCUUCUUCUUCUUCUUCAUCUCCUUUUGUUCUGCUCAGUCCUACAAUGUCUUGUCUUUCGGAGCUAAGCCAGACGGAAAGACAGACGCAACCAAAGCGUUCAUGGCGGUUUGGGAAACCGCUUGUGCCUCGUCUCGUCCCGUUACCAUUGUGGUUCCUAAAGGCCGGUUCUUGUUAAGGAGCGUUAAUUUCGACGGUUCCAAGUGCAAGCCCAAACCGGUCACGUUCCGUAUCGACGGUACAUUGGUUGCUCCUGCUGAUUAUAGAGUUAUCGGAAAUGAGGAUUACUGGAUUUUCUUCCAGCAUCUUGACGGCGUCACCGUUUACGGCGGAGUUCUUGACGCUCAAGGAGCUUCUCUUUGGGAAUGUAAAAAGUCCGGCAAGAAUUGCCCCAGCGGCGCAACGACGAUAGGUUUUCAGAGCUCAAGCAACGUAGUGAUCUCCGGGCUAACAUCACUCAACAGCCAGAUGUUCCACGUCGUCAUCAACGGUUGCAACAACGUGAAGCUACAAGGAGUCAAAGUAUUAGCCGCCGGAAACAGCCCAAACACAGACGGUAUCCACGUUCAGUCUUCCUCCACCGUCUCUAUCUUCGAUACUAAAAUCUCUACCGGCGACGAUUGUGUCUCCAUCGGUCCAGGCACUAACGGUCUAUGGAUCGAAAAUGUGGCAUGUGGUCCGGGUCACGGUAUCAGCAUUGGGAGUUUGGGAAAAGAUAGCGUGGAACCAGGUGUACAGAACGUGACAGUGAAAACGGUGACGUUUACGGGAACAGAUAACGGAGUGAGGAUUAAGUCAUGGGCCAGGCCCAGUAGUGGAUUCGCUAGGGACAUCCGUUUCCAACACUGUGUAAUGAACAACGUAGAGAACCCCAUCUUAAUUGACCAAAACUAUUGUCCUAAUAACGAAAAUUGCCCUAACCAGGUUUCGGGAAUCAAAAUCAGUGAUGUGUUGUUCGUAGAUAUACAUGGAACAUCGGCGACUGAAGUUGGAGUGAAACUUGACUGCAGUUCUAAGAAACCGUGUACCGGAAUUCGACUUGAGGAUGUGAAGUUAACGUACCGAAAUAAACCGGCUGCAUCGGCUUGUACUCACGCCGGGGGGAUAGAAGCUGGUUUUCUCCAGCCAAACUGUCUUUGA